AUGAAGGAGCUUGUUCUUUUCAGCUAUACACCUAUAUCGGAUCCAGAUGCUAAGGGAUACUUCGAUUUAUUGAUUAAGGUGUAUCCAGAAGGUAAAAUGAGUCAGCAUUUUGCUAGCUUAAAACCAGGGGAUUUCGUAGAAGUGAAAGGGCCUAUUGAAAAGCUCAGAUACAAUCCCAAUAUGAAAAAACAUAUUGGCAUGAUUGCAGGAGGCUCUGGCAUCACUCCAAUGCUUCAGAUAAUUGAUGCUAUCCUUAAAAACCCUGAUGAUAAUACCCAGGUUACAUUGCUGUAUGCUAAUGUAUCUCCUGAUGACAUACUUCUCAAAAAGAAGCUAGAUGUACUUGCAGCUAAACACCCAAACUUGAAGGUAUUCUACACUGUUGAUAAUCCAACAAAAGAUUGGCAAGGAGGUACGGGUUACAUAUCAAAUGACAUGGUAAAGAAAGGAUUGCCUGGCCCUGGUGACGAUACACUUAUUCUCGUAUGUUUUCUCUGCUAUGCAUAGAUUCUCAUCUUCUCG
Molecule: messenger RNA, 522 nt
Organism: Olea europaea var. sylvestris
Lineage: Eukaryota; Viridiplantae; Streptophyta; Magnoliopsida; Lamiales; Oleaceae
Product: NADH-cytochrome b5 reductase-like protein
Exons: 7
Coding region: 1-507 (168 amino acids)
Molecular function (GO): cytochrome-b5 reductase activity, acting on NAD(P)H
Source: RefSeq, a predicted model, not a curated record